UUAGUCUAGGAGGGGAGAGGGGCGGAUCGCUGAGGAGUUGGUAGCGAAGAUGGCGGUGGCGGCUGCUGCGGCGAAGCUCCGGGGCUCAGGUCGAGGCUUGGGCCAGGCUGGCGUCCUGCUCCUGCGGCGGCUUGGUGCUCGGGGGCUGGCUAGAUAUCACCCCCAGAGGCAGGAGCAGCAGCACUUUCCAUCCCUGGAUGACAAGCCCCAGUUCCCCGGGGCCUCGGCGGAGUUUGUAGACAAGCUAGAAUUCAUCCAGCCCAAUGUCAUCUCUGGGAUCCCCGUCUAUCGCGUCAUGGACCGGCAGGGCCAGAUCGUCAACCCCAGCGAGGAUCCCCACCUGCCCCAGGAGACGGUGCUCAAGUUCUACAAGAGCAUGACUCUGCUCAACACCAUGGACCGCAUCCUCUACGAGUCCCAGCGGCAGGGCCGGAUCUCCUUCUACAUGACCAACUAUGGCGAGGAGGGGACACAUGUGGGGAGUGCGGCAGCGCUGGACAGCACGGACCUGGUGUUUGGCCAGUACCGGGAGGCAGGUGUGCUAAUGUACCGGGACUACCCCCUGGAGCUGUUCAUGGCCCAGUGCUAUGGCAACGCGAGCGACCUGGGCAAGGGGCGCCAGAUGCCCGUGCACUAUGGCUGCAAGGAGCGCCACUUCGUCACCAUCUCCUCUCCGCUGGCCACGCAGAUCCCGCAGGCGGUGGGGGCGGCCUAUGCGGCCAAGCGUGCCAACGCCAACAGAGUGGUCAUCUGUUACUUCGGGGAGGGGGCGGCCAGCGAGGGGGAUGCCCACGCCGGCUUCAACUUCGCCGCCACCCUCGAGUGCCCGGUCAUCUUCUUCUGCCGGAACAACGGCUAUGCCAUCUCCACGCCCACCUCUGAGCAGUACCGCGGGGACGGCAUCGCUGCUCGAGGCCCGGGCUACGGCAUCAUGUCCAUCCGCGUGGACGGCAACGAUGUGUUUGCCGUGUACAACGCCACCAAGGAGGCCCGGCGGCGGGCCGUGGCUGAGAACCAGCCCUUCCUCAUUGAGGCCAUGACCUACAGGAUCGGGCACCACAGCACCAGUGACGACAGCUCGGCCUACCGCUCGGUGGACGAGGUCAAUUACUGGGACAAGCAGGACCACCCCAUCUCCCGGCUGCGGCACUACCUGCAGGGCCGAGGCUGGUGGGACGACGAGCAGGAGAAGGCCUGGAGAAAGCAGUCCCGCAAGAAGGUGAUGGAGGCCUUUGAGCAGGCGGAGCGGAAGCCGAAGCCCAACCCCAACCUGCUCUUCUCUGACGUGUACCAGGAGAUGCCGGCCCAGCUUCGCAAGCAGCAGGAGUCCCUGGCCCGGCACCUCCAGGCCUACGGCGAGCACUACCCCCUGGACCACUUCGAGAAGUGAGGCCCGCUUGCCCCAGCCCACCCCCACCCACCUCAACUCCCCUGAGGGGCAGCCCCAUUCUGGGGGGUGCCCAGGGAGCUGCAGGAUGCCACCCUGCUUCCCCAGCCAGCCCCCUCUGAAAUACUGGGGCCAGGACUCCAGCCAACCAUCUCCACUCCUCCAGGCUGUUACCCUGGGUGGGGGUGGGGGGGGCUCCGUCAGCCCCCUCCUCGCCUGUUACAGUGCCUUCUCCCAGGGGCUGGGCCAGGACGCCUCCAGGACUAGAAGCCCCUCUGGGGUGGGCGUGGCGGGUCAGCCUGUGGAAGUCACUCCCUCAAAGUGAGAGGUGGUCAGCAGGUGGCCAAUAAACUCUCUGUGUUUGGCUCUGUGCCA
This is a messenger RNA of Felis catus (domestic cat), 1762 nucleotides long. RefSeq names its product branched chain keto acid dehydrogenase E1 subunit alpha (gene BCKDHA). The record is from RefSeq and is a predicted model, not a curated record. Lineage: Eukaryota; Metazoa; Chordata; Mammalia; Carnivora; Felidae. The transcript has 9 exons. Gene Ontology annotation, biological process: branched-chain amino acid catabolic process. The coding region runs from base 50 to 1390 and encodes 446 amino acids. Gene Ontology annotation, molecular function: oxidoreductase activity, acting on the aldehyde or oxo group of donors, disulfide as acceptor.